Messenger RNA from Pomacea canaliculata, 7342 nucleotides. RefSeq lists its product as uncharacterized. The transcript has 20 exons. NCBI's taxonomy places the organism in Eukaryota, Metazoa, Mollusca, Gastropoda, Architaenioglossa, Ampullariidae. Gene Ontology annotation, molecular function: acyltransferase activity, transferring groups other than amino-acyl groups. The coding region runs from base 1 to 4011 and encodes 1336 amino acids. The record is from RefSeq and is a predicted model, not a curated record.
AUGGUAAACGCCAUUUCUCCAAAGAUGGUGGCUAACCUAGAGAACGUGCUCCCGCGGGAAUCCGUGAUGGAACUCCUUCGUCUCCUUCCUGACGAGACGAUCACCGCCAUCGCCAGCGCCAUUCCAGUCUCUCAUGUUGCCAAGAUCUUAAAAGAUGCGACGGGAAGCUUGAACGUGAACUUGACGGACAUCAUUCUAGACAUUCCACCCAGUCUUCUAGUCAAGAUGCUGAAGAAGGUGGUGCACGCCAUCUCGCCGUCAGUCCUCAAGUACCUAGCGAUAACAUUGCCUCCUGAAGCUAUCGUCCGCAUUGUCCGAACCAUCCCCGAGCAGGUCGUGUCUGACGUCCUGAACGUUCUUCCGCCCAAAACGCUCACGAGGUUCAUCCAGGCCGUUCCCAUAGAAACGAUCAUAUCCUACGUCAACGUGGCCCUUAACACAGAAGAGACCAGAGAUCCCCACAAUACUCUCGUAACAUUCACGGAACACAUUUCCAAUAUUCUUAAAACGCUGCCUGCAACCCUGCUGACCAAGUUUGUCAAAGCCAUUCCUACUGCUGCUAUAGUGGAGAUCGUCGACAUUCUGCCGAAGGAAACUAUUGCCGAGGGAGCCUCUCUCCUAUCUGGGGAGGAGGGUUUUCCACUCUUGAGCGUCCUGCCCGCGGAGGCCGUGGCACAUGCUGUCACGGCCAUCCCACCUGACUGCAUCGUCAAAGUUCUGGAUGCCAUCCCGCAAAGGACCAUUGGCUCCUUCGCGAACAUGAUCGUGGGAAUUCCCACAGAGCAGGUCAAAAAGUUCUUCACACUUGUUCCGGUUGGAGCGCUGAAGCACAUACUAACCCGCCUGCCGCCGAGGACCAUCGAGAAGCUGGCUAGUUCUCUCCCUCCUGAGACCGUGGAAAAGAUGGCGCAUUCAGUGUCUUCAACAACCAUCGAGCCCAUCAUGCAGUCGUUCCGACCGGGCGAACUGAGGAGGUUGAUCAGAUCUGUCAGCACCUUCACUCUGUCCAAACUGCUGAGCGCCGUGCCACAGGACCUGAUGGUCAAUCUGACUCAGUCGCUGCCCCCGGAGCAGAUCGGGAAGCUGUUCAGCGCCAUUCCGCCGGAAAUCAUCAGCGCUGUAGUCACACAUCUCAAUCCCGCUGACAUGGUGGCGCUGAUGAAGACAAUGCCGCCCAGCAUAAUCGAGAACAUGUUGACGACCUUACCCACUGAGAUGAUGGUCAACAUGACUAAGAUCCUGCCCCCCGACCAGCUGCAGAGCCUGAUGGACCUGCUGCCCAAGAGCAUGAUCGGCAAAAUGAUCGCUGUGCUGCCUCAAGAUGUUCUAGUCAACCUCGUCACGGCAUUCGACACGGACGCCAUGCUGGACAUGAUGCAGAAGCUGGAUUCCACUCAGCUCAUCGGCAUCCUCAGCACCUUGCCGGUGGAGACUGUCGUCAACCUGACCAAAUCGCAGACGCCCGAGCAGACGAUGGCCUUGCUGGGGUCACUUCCGCCCGAUGGAAUCAUGAACCUGACAAAGGUCUUUCCCACGGAUACGUUUUUGGACAUGCUGCAGUCCCUGCCGCUGGAGGGUGUGAUGCAACUCAUGGCCUCGAUGCCGCUCAAGGAUCUGUUUACCUUGGCCGGACAGCUGACCCCAGAACAGAUGACAAGGGUCAUGGAGACCUUCGCGAAUGAUCCCGACUUCCUGCCAAGUAUGAUGGCUAAAGUUGACUUUGAUCGCAUCGCCUCGAUGGUCGAGUCCGUGCCCUCUGACCUCAUCAUGCAGCUUGUAAGCAGCGUGGACAUGUCAAAGAUCAUGGGAGUAGUCAAACGAAUGAUGCCAAAGGUCCAGGGUCUCGUGCUGAAGAAAAUAGAAGGCGCGCUCGACACUCUGGCCAGAAAUUCCACGCAGACAUUCGCCGCGUGCCUGGAGGACGUGGAGUUCGUUGCUAGGAACCUCCUCAACUUCAGUGAAUGGGCUUUCAAGAUGGUAGAUGCGUCAGGUAAACCAGGACGAGGCCUGCUGGAGGGCAACAUCCACAUGAUCGGAAACUUUGACCAGUGCAAGGGAAUCCGCCACGUGAUCACGCAGGGUCCGCGCCAAGGUGACGUCAUUUCCGGCAGCUACUGUCACGUGCAGUUUCAUAUUCCCUUGGAGGCUUUGCCACCCGUACCUGGAGAUGGUAUCCUCCCCAUGCCGGAGAUUGCGAUGGACGUAUGCUUACCUCAUACAUGUAAAGCUGUCGACAUCCAUCGGUUUCUAAAGACAUUUCAUCUGCCCAUGAAUGUCACCAUACCCCGGGUGGCAUGUCAACAGGACAUGGAACUAGCCAAGAUGGUGGAGCAAUUGCAACAAUGCUUGUCAUUGCCGGUAUUGUCAUCCUCACCAUCAUUGGGACAGUUAUUGAUGUCAUCUUCGUGCGCAAGUGUCAUCCUAUUACUGUCAACAACAAUGAAAAGGCUACACAAGCUGCAAAAGAACAGGACUUCAGUCUCAAAAUCUAUUCAAAGGGGUGCUGGAGUUGAUGAGGAUGGCAAGGCCAGAGAAAAGCUGUUAUCCAGAACUGAUCCAGAAAGCGCUCUUGUUCAUGACCCUGCAGUAACAGGUCUUUUGAUGAAAAAGUCAGCCAUGGAAACAAAUGUGGAUAAUAUCAGCAUAAACAGUCAGAAGUUUGACAGUUGCAGUCAUCGGGACAAAGAAAUAGUUGUAGCUCAGCCAGAUGAUCGCUUAUGGCUGCGAGUAGCUACAGCCUUCUCCCUGCCCUCCAACUUGAGAUUAUUGCUUUCCACGCACUCUUUCAAUGGCAGUAUCACAUGCCUGCAUGGAAUCCGUGUCCUGUCCAUGUUGUGGGUCAGUUUUGCUAACUCUGUCAUCUUCAGUGCUCUUAACUUUGAAAACCUGAUGCAUGCUGCACAAGACCUGAUAUCCCUUCCUGCACAGAUGAUCCUGAAUAGCAGCUUGGCUCAAGACACGUUUUUUACCAUUAGUGGUGUUGUGACGGCAGUUACUUUCUUCACAGCCAUCAGCAGUAAUGGUGGCCUAAAAAUUACACAUAUCAUCUACUAUUACUUACAUCGGUUUGUCAGAAUCAGCCCCGCCUACAUGCUGACUUUGCUUGUGUGUACCUGUUUGCUGGGAUACACAGCCAAUGGUCCUCACUGGCCACCUCCACUACAACAGCAAUGUCAGGAGCAGUGGUGGUUCAACAUGCUCUUCAUUAAUAACUACUUCACCAGCAUAGAACACAUGUGUAUGUCCUGGACUUGGUUCCUGGCAAACUUAAUGCAGUUCUACUGGAUCGCUCCAAUAGUCCUUGUACCUCUUGCUUUUGGGCUGCGAGUAGUUGGGCUUGUGUUGAUGGGGCUCCUUGUUGUGGUGCAGAUAGUCAGUACAGUUGUGCUGGAAAUCAACAUCAAUGGUGAUGUACUGCGGCGACAGUCAGACUACCUGUGGCGCAUUUAUCAGCAGCCUUAUUGCCGUGUGGCACCAUAUGCGUUGGGACUGGCCGUGGGUUUUAUUCUGCACCAAAAAAAGUUUAAAUUCCCUAUGGGAAAAAUAAUAACCUGUGUUGGAUGGCUCUUGACUGUAACCAUUACAACCAUACUGACUCUGAUAACCUAUGAUGAAAACCGUCAUCUUUUGAAUGAUGCAACUGGUUGGUCUCAUCCUGUUCGCACUGCACAUGAGACUUUGCAGAGGCCUCUGUGGGCUUUGGCUGUGUGUUGGGUUAUAUUUGCUUGUGCAUCAGGAAAUGGGGGUUUAAUCAACAAGUUCUUUUCCUGGCGUGGUUUUGUUCCCUUGUCACGACUGACUUAUUGUGUGUACCUGAUACACCCAGUUGUAGUCAUCGCUGAUCUGAUGGCAUACCGAGUUUUUGCCUAUUUCACUAUUAGUUAUGUGUUAUUUCGUUACAUUGGCUACAUUGUGGUGGGAUACUUGCUGGCGCUUAUUCUGGCGGUGCUGGUGCAAGCUCCUCUCCUUGCUUUGGAGAAGACCAUCUUUCAGAAGAAAUCCGCCCACUGAUCCUUUGUGUACAUUUUGCCAACACUCCUCCAUUUUAUUUUUCUCAGUUGAACUGUUCCUUACAUUACAACAUGCAGGUGUGGCGAAAUGUUUUAAGAGCCAACAUUUGCAAAGACAUCUUAAGUCAAAUGAUGUUGGAUGCAGAAGUAUUUUUGUGUGUUUUGAAGUGUUUUAGUGGAAAUUUUGUUUCCUGUCAUUCAUGUUCAGCAUUUUGUGGAUUAUAAUCCAUGGGACACUAUUAUCAGUAUGAAAUGAAGGUUUGCAUUUAUGUGCUUUUGUUUUGGUUUUUUUUUUCUUCUUUUUCAAGACACAUGCUCCCCAAACACUACUGUUUUAUGAGUUCAUAUCCAAUAAGGUCUAUAUUUUUGUGGCUAGAAAACCAUACCAAUAGCCUAGGUACCUGUUUUUAUUUUUAAAAUUUUAACAAGAAAUAAGUAUUUCAGUUUUUGAAACAAUUCUAAGUUUGUAUUUCUAUAACAUUAUUAGUUGACAUAUUUAUCCCUGUAAUAUCAGGUUCUGAGAAAAUUAACACAAACUGCUCCCCACCCACUUUUUUUCAAGUUUUGCAUCUCUCAGGAAAUGCCAGACAUAGCUGUUGUACUUGUCGGUUCUAGUCAUGUUCUGAAAUAGUCAGACCGUCAGCAGUACUUCCUUGUGAUCUCUCCACAUUUAAAGUCCAUCAUUUCACUUCAUCCAUAUCUUCACACAAUGCAUCCACUAAAUAUUUUUUCUAAAAUCUGGUACAUGAGGAAUAUAAUAUAAAAUGAAAAAAAAAAUCUCUAAUUCAAGAUUGGGAAGACUGUUUUCUGAUGCACCCCACCGUGGAGCAACAGGUUGCUGUUUUGAAGCCAGAAAUUUUCAUUUGACAUCCCAGCAGGAAUGGGAACCUAAUUUAUCAGCAAGGGUAAGCACAGCAAAGAGUAGGAUUGGCUCAGCCUGUUAGAUGUGGUGGACCCCGUGCCCACUUCCGCUACUUUCACGUGGUAUGAGAUCCUUUACAUUUUACCAUAACAAAACUGGGUGUACUCACAACUGGUCAGGUACUUAAUCAAGCUGCCACAUAAAUAUGUUGACAGUUAUGUAAGGAUGACAUCCACACAGCACAGUAAAAGCUUUAAAACUUUUGUGUUCAUAUUUUGGGAUAUGUUACUUAGAUUAUGCAAAUUAAGCUUAAUUAAAAUGCCUUGAUGAAUUGUGAUGCUACACAUACAUUUUGUAAAUUUUGAAAGAAAAUAUAUAUUUUUCCAACUCAUUAGAAUAUGCAUGUACAUUUAAGUACAUGAGAUAAAAGCUAUUGCAAUAAUUAAGAAAAGGAUAAUUGAUUUAUGAAAAUCAUUUGCUUAUAAAGGUUGUUGAUAUUUUUGUACAGUAUUGUCAGUUUUGUUUAACUGUUAUAUCCAUGAUGGUUGGUGCUGGUGUACUCUUUGAUAUCACCAUAUCCUAUGAUGUUUAUGUGGUCGGAAAAAUAUGCAAGUCGUCUAGGUAGCUGUUAAAUGUAACUAUGUGUCGUUAUUUUUGAAAAAGUGGCAGUUGCCAAUCAGAGGCAAUCAAAUACAUGUUACAUUUAUUUUGAAAGUUUGGACUUAGUACUUGUACGUACAUGUAUAAUGCUGUAAAUCAUUGGUACAUAAUUAGCUUUUAAUAUGAGCUGUUACUGGCCACCCACAAAAUGAGGCUGAACUCAACUCAUUUAACACUAAUUUCUUUCAGUUGUUGGAUUGAAACUAAAAUCAUUUUAGAUGGUCCUUGUUGCUUCUCUGCAAUACUCACUUUAUUUUGUCACAUGCUUUCGAAACAAACUUGUUUUGGCGGGAGAUUUCUCAACACACCCUUGUGACUAACCUAGCACAGCUGCAGAAUAUCAUGGCCUGAUGAGUACUCUAGAGCGCCUGUUGUUUGACAUCUAACCCAACCACUUAAUGUCAGAGAUAUUACAGAACUGUCUGCUCCGCUUCUUGUAAUAGUAAAUAAGCGAAUACAUAUGAAUGACAACUUGUUACAAACACUAAAAUCCUUGUGGGAGGUUGCGUUGCCAGUCUUUGUAUAAAUUGUUGGGUAUGAAAGGGAUGCUGCAUCUUGCUGGUUGUUGGCAUCAUAUAAAAGUUCCAUGUACAAUGAAAUAUCUUUAAUGUUGCAUCGAAAGUGGGAAGUAUUGGAUUCCAAUGGACAUGGCAAACAAGUCAACACUCUUGCAAGGUCCAACAUGAACCCAUGUUCUUAAACGUCCUUUAUAAAAUGCCAGUUCAUAUGGCUAAGUGCUUCCUUGCUAAAUUCGUCCUUUUACAGGGUUGCAUUUGUACCAGCUACAUUCUCCAAAAUCGCAUCAACUUGAAACAUUUGUGAGUCAUUGAUUUUCUUUUAUUUCAGAAUUUUAAACAGUUGAUCUCCAAAAUCACUGUUUCUUAUUUUAUUGCCGCCCCCACCCCGACACCUCCCAAAAAGACUUUCUUGUUGUGAGGUGGCCUUACACUGCCUGUAAUGUGUCACUCCUCAUUCUCCCUCCUCCAUCAGCACCAAAACUUGCCUAAACUUCUCAGAUGACAAUCACAGCCAAGACUGUUUCAUAGAUCAAAUGUCCAUUUAGUUUUUUGUUUCAGCUAUCAAAGUUACUGGUUUGCAUCUUGAGUAGCCUGUCAAAGCACGGACAUAGAAUUAAAAUGAUGUUUCAAAUACACACUUGAUGCAAGAAACAGUGACAGCGAAUCUUGAGUUCUUAUUCUGUGUAUUUCUCAUUCAUGAAAGCCAAUUUUCUGUUUUGGUACAUCCUAUGCAAUAUGAAUGCUAUUUCACAUUCUUCCUGACAAGGAAUCUCCUGUAAAUUUCAAGGGAAUCUGCUUCCUGACCCAUUGACAUUGCUACCACUAAUGGUAACUGUGCAUUUUGAAAUCAAAAAACUUCAUUAGUGUGAUGAUCAUUUACAAUGCAGACAUCAUGGUUGUCCUACUACAGUUAAGUGCAUUCCAUGAGCUCUGUGUGUGCAUGUAUAUGUGUGCAUGGAGACGCAUACAUGUACAGUUGGUUUGUUUUAUCUUUGUGUUUAUGUUUCAAUUUGUCAUGAAUUUUAAUGUCUUUUAUUGCUGUUUAUAUGAUAGAAAAACUUCCAGCAGUAGCGCUUAGUAACAGCAAUAUUCAUUGUUCAAUGAUGUAAAUCUGCUAUUGUUCAUUAAUCCCUAACAAAUAUUUAUUACUGUAUCAUAAGAUGCCUUGUUCACAGCAGCAUGAAAGAAUCAAAACGUUCAGUCUGUUUUGCAAGAAUUCUAUGUAUGUCUCUUCCAUUUCACUGAAAGUAUUUAAGAUUUCCAAUUAAAGAAAAAUUCAGGGAAAAGAAAAA